AUGCGCAUGGAAAGCAGGGGCGAAGAGCGCGGGCGCGAGGGGCUGCAGGAAAGGAGCAUCACAGGAAGAGCAAAACUCCCCAUCACCCUGGGCGUCUUCCUCAACUCGUACUACGACGUGAAGUUCAGCUUCGUCGGGAUGGUGUUCGCCGCCCUCGGCGUCCUCGUCACCUCCCUCUACCAAGUGUGGGUAGGAGCUAAGCAACAUGAGUUGCAGGUAAAUUCUAUGCAGUUGCUGUACUAUCAGGCACCAAUGUCCUCUGCUAUGUUGUUCUGCAUCAUACCCUUCUUUGAGCCAGUGUUUGGAGAAGGGGGCAUAUUUGGGCCCUGGACACUUUCUGCUGUGAUAAUGGUACUGCUGUCGGGUAUAAUAGCCUUUAUGGUAAACUUGUCCAUUUACUGGAUCAUUGGAAAUACGUCACCUGUCACGUAUAAUAUGUUUGGACAUUUCAAGUUCUGCAUCACCCUCCUUGGAGGGUGCCUCUUAUUUAAGGAUCCACUGUCUGUAAAUCAAGGCCUUGGAAUUCUGUGCACGUUGUUAGGCAUUUUAGCUUAUACCCACUUCAAGCUUAGCGAGCAGGAAGGCAGCAAGAGUAAAUUGGUUCAGCGUCCAUAAAGCAAGGUUUUCUGGAGAUCAAUAACAUUGUGAGGGAGAGCAAACAUUUAAAUGCAUUGAUUGUGGAAUGCACAGAAUUGCUUCAAUGAUUUAGAACUGUUUUUAGUUUAACUGCCAGGAUCGUUAUUCUUUAACUAAACACAACAAAUUGAAUUAUGUAAGAUGCCGGGUUUUUGCCAUCGCAGUCCAUCUGACUAUUUUCAUUAAAUGGUAACUUAAAAAAGAAAAUGGCACACGUAACAAUUGCUAUGGAAAUUUUGCAGAAGUAAUUAUGAUUUUUGUCUAUUAAAUGAGAUCAUUAUGGCUACUGUUAUAAUAGAGAGAAGAAGGAAUCGUGCCAUUGUGAUCGUGCCAGUAUUACUGUUGUGAAGAAACUUGGAGGCACUUUUAUGCAGAUGUUCUAGUGUGUAAUGAUACUUGCUCCUUUUUGUCUGAUGAAUAAUGAAGAGGAAAUGUGCUUUGUUUAGUUGUUUUAAAAAGGGCCACCAAACUCAUUCCUCGUUCUUGUAUGCUUUCUUAUGUACGUGCUUGGCUUUGAUACAUUUAUAAAUUUCAGCUGAAGGUAUUAGGUAAAAUUAUUAGUGGAGUGAGACAAGAGGAUACAUUGGAAAACUUGAAGCCACAGGCCAAGCUGUGGAAAAGUAGGAAAUCAGAUCUAAACAGUUCAUCAUAAAUUUUUCUUUUGAUCUGUCAGAACAUUAAUGAAGUCAUUAGUGUUUUAGAAAACCUGUUACUGCUUUAUAAUUUUUUUUUAUGCCAAAAGCAAGGAUUUCCAUGAGAUCUUGUAAAUACUUGUGAGACUAAUAAAAUCUCUGAAUUUGUGGUAAUGGCCAAUAUUUUGCAGCCAGCGCACGCAGAUACCCAUGCUAAAGCUAUUCUCAGAGAAAUCUUUGGAAAGCUCACCAUCUGUAAUGAUGUGAAGAGUGACAUCAGUAUUACAAUCUUCUCUCUUCUGUAUUCAACUCCCACACCCUUUCCCAAGGGUUACAUUCUGUGAGGUCCACAGAUUUUGCAGUCGUCAUCGUUUUGGAGGGAAGGCCCAGAGUUGUCCAGGCAGUUCUAGGUAGGCAGUCUUUAUUCAACAGAUAGUCCUCUCGGGACCUUCUCAAGGUGACUAAAGUGUGUGAGGUGGCACCUACUUCUGCCUUAAUUUGGGAAUGUCAGUGCUCUUAGUAAAUCGGGUGAAAGUGUAUGUUCACUAGAUUGAUAAGGUUAGAAUUUAUUUGCAGUAUCUUAAUCCUUACGUUUGGCGGUUAUUUUAUCUUCAUCUACCUCUAGCAGACUUUAUUAAAGAGGGGAAUUAUAUGA
Molecule: messenger RNA, 1923 nt
Organism: Struthio camelus australis
Lineage: Eukaryota; Metazoa; Chordata; Aves; Struthioniformes; Struthionidae
Source: RefSeq, a predicted model, not a curated record